UAGUUGCCCGCAGAUGAAAUAGUUACGAUGCCAGGAAACCCUUACGUGCUCGGAAAAAUGUUUCAAAUCGGGUGAAAAGUGCACAGUUUGCGAUGCAAAAUAUGUUGUUCGGUUGACGGAAAGUGGAAUGCGUGUUUUGCGAUAGUUUUCGUUGGGAAAUUUUCGAAGAAAGUGUCGAAAAACGGUGAAAAGAGGUCGAAUUUUUCGAGGAUCUCUUGGGCAAUUGGCCAGGAACGCACACAGUGCAAGGUGAUCGUGGAUCGCGACAAGCACGACACAAAUACAUUUGCGCUUACGAGUUUUGCUGCUGCUGCUGCUGCUGCUGCUGUGGUUUUAUUGAGCGUGUGAGUGGACGGGCCACCGUUUGUUUAUGUGAAAUUGUUGGAAUUCCUUUGCCCGAUCCUAUAAGGUGGGCUUUUAGUUAGUUGCCCACAUGCUGACGAUCCCGGUGUGUUGUUAUUUUGCUCAACCUGCUUGAAGGCUCCACACGGAGCUUGUGCGGUCGACCGUGUAUUGGUGGAUGAUCUUUCGCUUCCGGGGAAAGGGGGCGGGAGUGCGGAAUAAAGGAAAAUAUUUCGCUUCGGGGAGAGAGGGAAGAAAAUCCACAUUUCUCCUCAUCAGUGCGAUCGGCGGCAUUUAACAGCGGCCAGCAGCGCUCUGUCGCCAAUGUGACCGAUUUAAUCAUUUAUUGUGAAACGAAUUACCGAGCAAUUAGUGUGGCUCAUGAAAGAGCGGCAGGAAAUCGAUAACAGUGGCCAAUUUGAGCAAAAGAAAUUAACCAAGUGCAAUCAUUACCUCCGAGAUUGGUGCAUGAUUGAAGCUGGAAUCGAGGGCAGAGCAUGACCCUUUUGACGGCUUGAAGAAAAGUGAAAAAUACAGUGCAGCGACAUCCAUUCAUUCGGUGCCAUUUUCCCACCAUUUAGUGAAAACAUGCCAGAUCUACUGCACACGUAGUAGACACUUAAUAUAGAGUUAUUUGCUGCUGCUUUGACUGAUGCAGACGGUGCCAUGUAUCACGGUGGAACGAAAGUUGCAUGCAAAUGAAACACGACAAACCCAGCGAUGAGUUCAUCGUCCAAGACAAGAAAACGUUCGGGAAUUGCACAACCUAUCUCAAAUAUCUUAUAGCGCCUGCACCAAACAGAAAUAAAAAACAAUAAUGGCCGAAUUCCUUCCACUCUGUGAUGUACUGUUCAACGUGAUCUCGCUGGCUGGUUACUUCUGUGACGUGGUGUUCGACGUCGUGCUCGGCUAUGCCCUGUACGAGAGGCAAAAGUUCGCCUAUUUUGCCGCCGUUAUCGUGAUCGUCAGUUUUUCCCUCGUCAUUUCACAGAUUGUUUCUGUACGAUGGUAUUUAAAUAAACGAAAGUUGAGAGGUUCAACGGCAGCCACCACCGGACCACCCACGGAAGGUCCGGAUAGUCCGGAGAAUAGUCUAGAAAAGAAGAAGAAGAAGCCUCCGAUCGAGCACGUAACUAAAGCGGCAAAGUAUAGCCGAUAUGCUGUACUGGCACUGCACUGCACCCAGUUGGGUGUUCUUUGGCGUUACGCAAAACUCUUCGUGCCGGUUGACCUGCGCCACGUGAAGCACGAGGUUCGGGAUUUAUGCAUGCUCAGAUUAGUGCACGCAUUCUGUGAAGCUGCACCGAUGCUUCUGCUGCAGCUGUAUGUUUUAGUUAAUUUGCAGAAUGAGAACCACCUGAGUACGCUGAAAUUGAAAGCACUAGCCAGCAGUCAUCACUUGUCCAGUACGACUCUAGUGCAGCAGACAAGUCUAGCCGAACAACAGCAGAAGACAUUCCGGGAUCUGAAUAUGGUUUCGGCAACGUUGUCACUAUUCAGCGUCUGCUGGGCGCUGGCCAGUUUCAGCAAGAAUGUCCGCCUUCAAAACGUGCAUCGAUUGGUGCUGACAUGGCUCGGAGUGAUAUUCCAGUUUCUGUGGCGACUCGGCACGGUGAUAUCGCGUGUUAUUUCUCUGACCGUGUACGCGUCGGUCUACAGCCAUUGGGUGUUUCUCGUUAUCAUUCUCCAUUGGUUCUCAAUGUUCCUGUGGCUAAUUUCGCCAAAAAACGUUUUCCACGGAGAGCGGAUAUCAAGACUGAAGAAAGCCAUGCUCGGAGGGUUGAUUGCCUUCGUUUAUAUUUUCGCAUAUAUCAAUCUGCAGGAAGUUCGGCAUCGACAGAAAAUGCUUACCUUCUAUGUGGUGAUGUUUAUGGAAAAUUGUUUACUGGUGUGCCUCUGGAUGGUCGGCAUAUGGCAUAACCGUCCCGAGGGAUGGUAUACUAUCCCAAUAUCGGUACUGUGUAGUUUUGCCAUCGGUUUGUUCUUCAUGGUAGUGUACUAUCGAUACUUUCAUGUAAGGCGACUGGGCUACGAGUCGGGGGGACGAGCGCCAUGGACCGGUAACAAGUGUGGACAUUGCCUUGACUCAUGCCGUUGUCCAGAAAAUGCCGAACACGUUGAGAUUGGUAAAUUCACAGGAGGUUGUGGCAGUCAAAAGUACCCCCAUGCCAUACCGGGUGUAUUUAACUGUCGAUUUUCCAAUCCGGUGAACGCUGCAACCAAGAGGAAAAAGAAGAAACCGACUACUUUUGUGCCGCCUCCAAAUCUUGCCAUUCAAUCUAAUGCUACAGAUCAUGGAACGGCCAUCGGACCGAUGGCAAUACCGUUUUGGAGAAGGCCUUUGCCAAGGUCUCACACAGGGGGGUCCAGUGAAAACGAGGGAAGCAGUAUUGGUUCAAGAGUAAAUAUCCAGCAGAAAUUGCAGGAGAAGAAGCAGAAGCAGCUAGCCGAAUUGAAAAUCAUUGAAGAGGAGAUUAAACAGGGAAAACUGGGUGGACCUGGGACGGGCACACUUAGUUCUGGAGACGAUGGAAAAGCCACUCUACCGAGGCAACCGAUUCCCCGGGUCAAAAAGCAUAUCGAUAUUGAUCCGAUGGAUUGGCGACCCUCGAGUCCGGACAUGGCGGAAAUGUCCGUGGAGAAAUCCUUCAACGAUCUCAACCUGCUGCUGGCAGCUAACCUAGAUGAUGUAAAUAACUUGAACAAAUUUAAUUCUAAUUACGAUCCCAUCUACAAUAGUUUUGGACUAAACGGGAUCAAUAUUUCGGCAUUAGUUACUAUGAAAAAUGCCGAAACACAACAAGCAGUGGCUAACAAUAGGAACAUGUCUCCCAUUUCCUCUCAGAUCUCGGCAACGGAAAGCAACUCUCUCACUCGCCAAGUUCAUCCUCGAUCGAAAAUGCUGCCAAACAAUGUGCCAAGAAAUCCGUUCGCUGAAAACUACCGGGGAGGAAACUUUGUAAAUUUGUACGCCGAAGCCGCUGCCAACGGUAAUAGGCCCCCGUCUAUUAGUCCGCGGAAUGCAGAAGUGACUACAACCAAUCGAGCCGUACUAUACGACAACCACAGUCGACUUUACAUGGAUGCAAACCAUCCGCGUCAGGUGUCCGGCACGUACAGUAGCAUGGAAAAUGCAGGCGCCGAGAAUUUGCCAUUCCCGUACAACGUGGUUCCACCUCCACGCAGCAAGUUGGACAGCCGGGCAACGCCCACGAUGCCCAACAACACCAGUGCCACCAACACGGGAAGCAGCAGUGGCCAUAACAACAAUAGCAGCAGCACUAGCAACAAUGUGCCGCCCAGUGUGCUUCCGGCAACGGCGAUCAACAACCUGAACAACACCAAGCGGCAGAUGCAGCGAGCGAAAACUCCGGAGAUUCUACUAGCGCCACACUAUCUGGAAAACUCCCGGAUCUACUACGAUUGGGUGGCACGAGAAGCGGCUAAUUUCAGACUUCAAGAAGCCGACAGGAACCAAUCGGUAGUGAGUAGCGGUGACGAGAAUCUCGAUGCCGUGGAUGAUGUCCAUAACGGUCAUCGGAUACCGUCCGACAUUGAUAGUCAGGUGUCUCUGCCACGAUCCUACACGCUGCCACGGGAGUUCAAGUACUACCGCCGAAACAAGGGCCGUAAGACGAUCAAAAACGAGCAUUUCAUCGCAAGUACCAAUAGCAGUGAUGGCGACGUCGAUAGCGGUGACGAUAACGAGUCCGAACAGCAUUCAAACAUUUCCAACAAUUCUCAGCAGCGAUUGAAAAACGCCACGCCAAACCCCAAUAUUGGAGCAGCCACGCAGCGAUUGAACAAUCUUAACAAAAACUCUGGCACCGUUCACUACGGCCAGAACAUAUCGCCUAGUGCGACCAUGUUGGCUAACGGUGGUCCAUCCGUGGCCAACUCUAGGCAGGUGUUGAAUGCUACACCCCAGAGCAUGCACAUGGUCAAUGGGUAUAGCAACAAUCUGAUGGCAAAUAGUGCCAAGCAGGUCCAUAGUUUGGAUUUAAUUAAUGGUGUAGAUAGUGCGGUUGGUGGUGGGCCUAGUAGUGGACCCGUGUCCUACAAUAGCAGACCGAUGCGACUUCGGAUGUACGGUGCCAAGAAUGGGAUGGUGCGGCACGAAACUAAAUUAUGAUUAUUGCACUAAGGUAUGAACUAGAAUAUUUAUCUAUUUUAUUUUAGAUAGGUAGCCUUUUUAAUGGAAAUGAUGAAAACGAAACGUGUUUUUGAGAAUAUUAAACUCCUUGUGAUAUAAUUUUAAUGUUUUUCAUAUUGAAGAUUGGUUGCUUAGGCGAUAUGUGAAAGCGAUACAAAAUUAGAGACUGGCGCUUUAAAAACGACUAUUUUAAUCAGUUUAUGUGAAUAGAUUUUAACAUGACCACUCAAACAAAAUGUUAUUUACUUUACUACUGAAAACUCUAGGUAAUUUUACUUAACUCAUAUAGCGUAAGUUGCUCAGAAAUGCAUUUUAAAUAAA
Messenger RNA from Ochlerotatus camptorhynchus, 4816 nucleotides. RefSeq lists its product as uncharacterized. The record is from RefSeq and is a predicted model, not a curated record. Gene Ontology annotation, biological process: engulfment of apoptotic cell; apoptotic process involved in development; phosphatidylserine exposure on apoptotic cell surface. The coding region runs from base 1160 to 4474 and encodes 1104 amino acids. The transcript is spliced from 7 exons. Gene Ontology annotation, cellular component: plasma membrane. NCBI's taxonomy places the organism in Eukaryota, Metazoa, Arthropoda, Insecta, Diptera, Culicidae.